UGUUCAAAGCGGGCGCAGUCUUCACAGGACGAGGCAUCUCCCACGCACUAUAUAUGGUGCAGCUUGUCCCGUCGCAUAUCGCAUAAUUGCAGCAUGCCAUGAACGGCACUCCCCGGCUUCGGUCUGCUUUUCCGCAGACACCACAAACCGCUCCGAGAUUUAGAGACCACAGUGCGCGAACCCCGACUAGGCCUCAAUUGCACAAUGCGGCAGUCCAGAAACUCCCCGCAAAGGUCCUCACGGGCUCUUCGGAUGCGAAAUCGCCUCUCAUACCAGCGGGUGUCAUCGACGCGCCCUCGCAGCGACUUUAUGUCGCGGCUUUCUACCUGGCAUUGAAUACGUGGCGGGUGUACGAUUCUUGGAGUGCAUCUGACGAUCUAGAUUCAACCUGGCUUUUCCUGAAAUGGGCAGCCGUUGAUGGAGUCUUCCUCUUCGGCCUGCAAGCGCUGCGGAUUCCCUGGUUGGAAUGGGCCUUUCCUACAACACUAGCAAUCUUCUUGAUUCACGUCGCCGGAAACAUAUUCCUAAUGUUUCAGAUACCUAUUCCUGUGGGUGCUUGGAUUGCGGGAGCAAUCAAACUAGCUUAUGAUAGGGAACUGUCCAUAUCUGAGCGGAGUGUGAAACCAGGGGACAUAAUUCACAAUGCAUCGCUUAUCCUGGGCAAGCAGAUUGUCCAUAUCUUACCAGAAGGCUCGGCUAUUUUGAACCCUGAUCAUAUACCGCUCUGUAUUGGUACAUCCAGAACUGCUGUUGAUUUACCUAUACGUGUGAAUCAGACAGAUCCUAUUUUGAUAGAGUUGUUGCGGCUGGAUUAUGACAGUGGCGAAAAUGAAACCAUUUCAAUUCCAGCAAAACAGCUGAAAAAUAUGAAGCGUCAAGCAGACAGGUCUCUCCCAAAAACACGAUCCAGCCUCCAUCGUGAUCUCAUUUUUCCUGUCAAGCGACCCGGAAUAUAUCGUCUGCAAAGAGUAGUGGACGAGUCAAAUCUUGACGUUCAUAUGAGAUCCUCUGACGCUCUCGUUGCCGCGUGCCCUCGAGCAACGAUCAAGGAUUCCCCUACUCACAAAUGUAGGGGUGAGCUCUCGAACCUAGUCUUGGUGGUUGAGGGCACUCCUCCUUUGAAAAUCAAAUACAGCAGACAGGUCAACAAUCUCGAUCGAGGCUUCUCUUUCCACAAUAUCCAACCCGAUCAAUUACGCUCGCCAUUGUUAGGCCAACAAACAAGCGGUACUCUCUUCAAUGCGAAAGAAUCAGAUGUGACCUGGGCUCGGAGCCAAAGCAUUGAAGUCCCUUUGAACGAGUCUCUUAACGUUGGCGGGGAAUGGAUUUACACAAUUGAGGAAGUCCACGACGGCUCAGGGAACAUUGCGAAUUACUCAAUACUAUUGGACGUUGAAAGGCUAUCUACAAAAUCUUCAUCGCAAUGGCAUGAGUUCUCCGUUCACGAAAGACCUCGACUUUCCUUGUCUGGCUGCAACGAUCAAAGUUUCCUGGAAGUGGCACAAGGCGCAAGCGUGGACCUACCUCUGAAUUACCAUCAGUCGGGACAAGGCUACGGGAAUGAUGGACCGUUCUCUCUGGUCUAUACGUUCAAUGGUGAGGCUCAGCCGGGUCAUGCAGAUCUGCCAAGCAAAAUACGCCAGGCAUCACUGAGUAAUCUUGAUCAGAAGCCCCAGAUCAAGGAUCCAGGCUGGUACAGGUUGAAUUCUCUUUCCAGUCAAUACUGCUCUGGAGAAGUGCUAGAGCCUUCGUCUUGUUACUUAAGAAAUCCACCGGAACCCGACAUGACUGUCAAGUAUGAAAGAAUUUUCGACAAAUGUGCAAAUAAUCCCGUUGGUCUACUCGUGGACCUAGAUCUAACCGGGUCUCCACCCUUCCGGCUUCGAUAUGUCAUUGAGCAUGCAAAAGGUGUCGAAACCCGAGCCCAAUCAAUCGAUGGCCUUCGUGCUCAGCUUGACUUCACGCCACCAGAAGCCGGGUUGUAUCGCUAUCGCUUUCUAGACAUUGCAGACACUGUCUAUGGUCCCCAGUCCCUCCAAGACAAGGUGCCCGUCCUCGAGCAAGAUGUGAAGCCACCCGCCUCUGCACACUUCUUGGGACCCAAAGUUGUACGCAAAGCCUGUUUUGGAGAACCGGUGUCCGUGGAUGUCGCUUUCUUAGGCGAGGCCCCCUGGACAAUGCAGUAUGAAGUGGUUCAUAAUGGCAAAAAGACGAAAUACACCUUGGAUUCUGACAGCGAAAUAUCCACUAUUGUGACCGAACGGCUCGUUAGUGGUGGUGAGUACCUGGUCCUUCUCACAAGCGUCAAAGAUCGCUCGAAUUGCAAGCGAGCCCUCAAGGAUAGCAUCAGAAUAGAUGCACGCUCAAAACCGCCCCAUGUGGCGUUUGGCGAAAUAGAAAGGAGCAGACGAUAUUCGGCCUUGCAGGACUCGAACGUUGAUCUUCCGAUCAGGCUAAGCGGAGAGCGACCCUGGAACGUGAAGUACAAGAAUGUGAACGCCAGCUCUGCCGUGUACGAGAAGACAUUCUGGCACGAGAAUAGCUUCUUGAACGUGGCACAGGACGGACAGUACGAACUUGUUGGUGUGGCCGACAGUUCGUGUCCUGGCUUUGUCGACCAGGAAGGCAGCGUGUUCGAGGUUUCUUGGAUUCCUCGCCCGCGAAUCACAACCGUGGAUGGCUCGCCUGUUGGAUCCGACGGUCGUAUCAUGAAACGUGAUGUUUGCCAGGGAGACGAUGACAGCCUCGAAGUUCGGCUUUCUGGGAAUGCCCCAUAUAGUAUCCAAUACGAGCAACAACGAAAGCCGUUACGCGGUUCAUCUUCUGUUCGAGUGCAAAGUUUACGAACCGCCCUUAACGCUGCCUCUCUGGAAAUGGAUACAUCUGAAGCCGGCCUGUACACGUACAAGUUCACAGAGGUCGGCGACAACCUCUACGAUCAGGAUCCCGGAGUCAAACCAGUGGUCGUGACUCAGAAAGUGAACCCUCUCCCUUCCGCACGAUUUGAUUCACCAGGCCGUAUUUAUGGAUUUUGCAAGGAAGAUGUCAGCGGCGAAGAAUUGAUUCCCAUCACUCUUGAGGGUGUUACACCUUUCUCCCUUGAGAUUUCUAUCAAGCAUCACUCAAAGGCGAAACCAGAAGUUGUAACGAUUUCAAAUAUCAAUGCCAAUCGACACCAUCUCCCUUUGCCACGACGUCAUCUCGAUCUCGGCCAACAUGUUGUCAGUAUUCGCAAAGUGACUGAUGCACGUGGUUGCCAGCAAACCACUGAGUACGAUUCCUCUUCGGUUAGAGUCGCAGUAUCGGACGUGCCUACAAUAAUUCCACUUGAGUCAAAAUCAGAUUACUGCGUGGGCGAACGACUCUCCUUCUCGCUAUCCGGUCAUGCUCCAUUUGACGUGUUUUACACAUUCGACGGAGCUUCCAGGAAGGCCACUUCCAAAACCACCACUUUUCGUCGUAUCGCAGAGAAACCUGGCGUUUUCAGUAUAACAGCCGUCAGCGAUGGUGCCAGCGGGAGAUGCAAAGCCCACAAAAGUAUCACCAAAACCAUUCACGAGAUGCCAAGUGUCAGGAUCAGCAAAGGACAAGUGUCUGUCGUGGAUAUACACGAAGGAGGAGAAGCUGAACUUCAGUUCGAGUUCUGGGGCACACCGCCGUUUGAAUUCACAUAUGUGCGAAGCUCAAACGCUCGGAAGGGAAAGAAAUCUGAAAUACUUGAUGUCAAACAUGAUGUCUCUCACGAGCAUACGAAAACAAUCAAAACUUCGGACGAAGGCACUUAUGAAGUGGUGGCAAUCAAAGACAAGUAUUGUUCUUUUUCUUCCCACAUACCGGCCGGAAAGACUGAAAGAGUGAUGGCUUGAGCCUGAGUGGAUGAACGGAGUGAUAUACAAUGUCAUGGAAACCAGGAUUAUACACGAGUCUUUCUUUUCGGAUCC
Messenger RNA from Aspergillus homomorphus CBS 101889, 3941 nucleotides. RefSeq names its product putative nuclear envelope pore membrane protein. Lineage: Eukaryota; Fungi; Ascomycota; Eurotiomycetes; Eurotiales; Aspergillaceae. The coding region runs from base 99 to 3866 and encodes 1255 amino acids. The transcript is spliced from 5 exons. Gene Ontology annotation, molecular function: structural constituent of nuclear pore. Gene Ontology annotation, cellular component: nuclear pore transmembrane ring. The record is from RefSeq and is a predicted model, not a curated record. Gene Ontology annotation, biological process: nuclear pore organization; protein import into nucleus.